Saimiri boliviensis boliviensis (Bolivian squirrel monkey) is the source of this 1569-nucleotide messenger RNA. RefSeq names its product Wnt family member 8A (gene WNT8A). Gene Ontology annotation, molecular function: cytokine activity; frizzled binding. NCBI's taxonomy places the organism in Eukaryota, Metazoa, Chordata, Mammalia, Primates, Cebidae. The record is from RefSeq and is a predicted model, not a curated record. Gene Ontology annotation, biological process: multicellular organism development; cell fate commitment; canonical Wnt signaling pathway. Gene Ontology annotation, cellular component: extracellular region.
UCUCUGGACUUGGCCCUGAGCUGGACCUGGUCCACUGGGGUAGGCAGGGUGAUGGGGAACCUGUUUGUGCUCUGGGCAGCUGUGGGCAUAAGCUGUGCCACAUUCAGUGCCUCUGCCUGGUCAGUGAACAAUUUCCUGAUAACAGGUCCCAAGGCUUAUCUGACCUACACAACUAGUGUGGCCUUGGGUGCCCAGAGUGGCAUCGAGGAGUGCAAGUUCCAGUUUGCCUGGGAACGCUGGAACUGCCCUGAAAAUGCUCUCCAGCUCUCCACCCACAACAGGCUGAGAAGUGCCACCAGAGAGACUUCCUUCAUACAUGCUAUCAGCUCUGCUGGAGUCAUGUACACCAUCACCAAGAACUGUAGCAUGGGUGACUUCGAAAACUGUGGCUGUGAUGAGUCAAGAAAUGGAAAAACAGGAGGCCAUGGCUGGAUCUGGGGAGGCUGCAGUGACAAUGUGGAAUUUGGGGAAAGGAUCUCUAAACUCUUUGUGGACAGUUUGGAGAAGGCGAAGGAUGCCAGAGCCCUGAUGAAUCUUCACAACAACAGGGCCGGCAGACUGGCAGUGAAAGCCGCCUUGAAAAGGACCUGCAAAUGCCAUGGCAUCUCCGGGAGCUGCAGCAUACAGACUUGCUGGCUGCAGCUAGCUGACUUCCGGGAGAUGGGAGACUACCUGAAGGCUAAAUAUGACCGGGCACUGAAAAUUGAAAUGGAUAAGCGGCAACUGAGAUCUGGGAACAGCGCCGAGAGCCACUGGGCACCCUCUGAGGCCUUCCUUCCUAGUGCAGAGACGGAACUGAUCUUUUUAGAGGAAUCACCAGAUUACUGUACCCACAAUUCCAGCCUGGGCAUCUAUGGCACAGAGGGUCGCGAGUGCCUACAGAACAGCCACAACACAUCCAGGUGGGAGCGAUGUAGCUGUGGGAGCCUGUGCACUGAGUGUGGACUGCAGGUGGAAGAGAGGAGAACUGAAGUCACAAGCAGCUGUAACUGCAAAUUCCAGUGGUGCUGUACGGUCAAGUGUGACCAGUGUAGGGAUGUGGUGAAGAAGUAUUACUGCACACGCUCCCCAGGUAAGGGCAGUGCCUGAUAAUAACCCACACACGUUCACUUGGUUGUGUCAGUGGAAGGGGACAUAGCUUCUCUCUCAGACAGAACAGAUUGGAAAGCAACUGGAAAAUCACAGUGUUGGUCUGUAGUCCUCAUGGUAUUUGCUAUCGGUGGUGAAAUGUAGGCCCAGGAUUCCACAGCAAAUGCCUGGCAGGGCUGAAAUGGGAACCUGGGCCUUCUGACUUUGGCAGACCCCAUUUCAUCUUUCCUGCAAGCUACUUUCCCGUCUUUGCACCUGUACUUAAUGCAGCUUGCUACAGGGAAAGUUUGGUUUGGGGUCCCUAUCUAGAGGGACCUUCAGAGUAUUUGUUCCUUUAAAUUUUAGACCAUGUCCAACCCGGCAUGCUGCUGGGAAUCAGGAGAAUAAAAGCAAAAGAUGAGAGUUCUGUUCAGACUCCUGAAGGAGUAGCCUGUGGCUAGCUCCAGACCAGCUACAAACAAAUCCAUGCUGAUAAAUGAG